Spea bombifrons (plains spadefoot toad) is the source of this 2105-nucleotide messenger RNA. RefSeq names its product leucine rich repeat containing 31 (gene LRRC31). The transcript has 10 exons. The record is from RefSeq and is a predicted model, not a curated record. Bases 274 to 2034 code for a protein of 586 amino acids. NCBI's taxonomy places the organism in Eukaryota, Metazoa, Chordata, Amphibia, Anura, Pelobatidae. Gene Ontology annotation, molecular function: protein binding.
CUGCCUACUUCCUGGGUUGUUAUUUACCUGCGUACGCUGAGCAUUCGUCUCAUACAGGUCUGUAGGAAUGCUAUCUCAUACUAGAGGAGCUGGUUUGACUGCAAGAUCGUGUUCGGAACUGGAUAUUUUUAACUCCUAAUCUCAAAUCUUAACAGUAUGGAGUACAUACAAUCGGUAUACGUAGGAUUUAUGGAUUGCUUAUGCAGAUGGCACCUAUGAAGCUACACCUGUUUGAGGAAUCUUGAAUUUGAAGGGGUUGGAUUCAUUACAAAAAUGGUUUUUGGGACUAAACCAGCAGAAUCUAAAGCAAUCCAAAUGGAGACCAAAGAUGGACAAGAAUCAGAAAAGGACCGUGAUGUUCAGAAAAAGUCUCCUUUUGAUCUGAUUUUUAACCAGAUACAAAGAAAAAAGUCCAACAAGGGAAAGAGUGAUUUUUUCCAAGUAAACAGGUUUUUCAGAGGAUUUGAGAGAAAUGUGGCAAAGCCUGAGAAGGAAAAUGCACCCCAGGAAACUGAUGGAGCACAAGCUACAGAUCCCACCCCAGACAAUGUUGAUGGAAACUCUUCUACUGAAAAAACAGAAUUUGAAUCGGAGGAGUCUGCUUGGUGGAAAGUGGAGCAGUUGAUGCAGAAAUUUGGAAAACGAGCAGAGAGAAAUUAUAUCACUCUAAACAACUGUGAACUGACAGCUGCUGACAUGAAAGAACUCAGCGUACUUCUGUGUUGUCUAUCAGAUGUGGAAGAGCUCGACAUUUCAUGGAAUGAUCUGAUCGGUGGAUCUGUGCAUUUGCUGACCUCACAAUUCAGUCAUAUUAGCAAUCUUAAAAUACUGGCUCUAAGUAACUGCAGUCUCACGGUCAAUGACUUUGUCGCUUUAGGAGAAGCUCUCAAAUUGGUUCCUCAUUUAGAAGGACUUGAUUUGUCGUGGAACACUCACCUAGGUGGAAAUCUGACCAGCGUCACCCAACACUUCUCCAGCCAAUGUAACAUAAAGAGCCUUAAUUUAACAGAAUGUAACCUCAAGUCACAAGACAUUGACGCCCUAGCACAGGCUCUAAGUAAGAUGCCGAAACUGGAGUCUUUGGAUCUUUCAGCAAACAAAGAAAUUGGGGCUGUUAUCAUGAAAAUCACUGAGGAACUGAUGCUCUGCUCUUAUCUGAGGGAAUUAAAGCUUCAUGCUGCUGGCUUAAAGCAGGACGGCAUCAAGAAUUUAAGUUCUGCGUUUGAGCACUGGCCAUGUUUACGACAGCUUGAUCUGUCUGGGAAUAAGGAAGCUGGAGGAGGAUUUCGAGAAGCGGCGGCUCGUCUUACGUCAUUCAAGCAACUAGAACUCUUAGAUAUUCACAAGUGUUGCCUUUCAGCAGAUGACAUCGCAGCUCUUACCCAGGUCAUUCCUUUGCUAUCAAAUCUCCAAGUGCUGAAUAUAUCAUCAAAUAAAUCUGUUGGCCAGUCCCCUGAACAUCUUUUCAGUAGACUGAGAUUUUUGCCAAAGCUCAAAUCCGUGAUCGCCAGCAACUGUGCCUUAAGGACAGAAUCCAUUGUAGCACUAGCUGAAGCAUCCAACUAUCUCUUGGACCUGGAAAUUCUGGAUCUAUCAUGGAACAAGUGUGUCGGAGGAAACCUAAAACUAUUUUCAAAAACCCUAAAAAACACAGCUGCCCUCCACAGUCUGAUGCUGAGUUCCUGUAACCUGGUGACUCAAGACAUGGCAGUGUUGGCAUCAGCGGUACAGGAUGGACACCUGCAGGAUUUACAGCUACUGGAUCUUGCGUACAAUGAUACAAUAUCUGAUGAAGGAUGGGGUCUAUUUUUUGAAAGUUUAGGUGACCUAAAGAACAUUGCUGAACUAGAUAUAAGCCUACGGCCUUCUUCCAGUCGUCAUUGCGGACCAUGGUUCAUUCAUUUGCUUUCAAGCUUCUUAAAACUGCCUAAACUCAAAGACCUGGGAAUGCAGAGAUGGGUGCUUUCAGAUGCAGAGCAGCAGCAACUGGACCGUGUUAGUAAAGAGAGAACUAUUAAUAUUAAUUUUGACUGAUCUUUGUCCCCAGUCUACCCACAAGUGUUGAGCACACUUUCUUAAAGACAAAGUAAAGUCUAUGUAUAUAU